Lytechinus variegatus (green sea urchin) is the source of this 3163-nucleotide messenger RNA. RefSeq lists its product as uncharacterized. The coding region runs from base 286 to 2121 and encodes 611 amino acids. The record is from RefSeq and is a predicted model, not a curated record. The transcript is spliced from 2 exons. Lineage: Eukaryota; Metazoa; Echinodermata; Echinoidea; Temnopleuroida; Toxopneustidae.
CCGAUUCGCGCUGCUUGAACCAUCGUGAAUGGAUCGUCACCUCUCAAAAGGAUUACACUCGGCCAGCCUUUAUCAUUGCUCACAUAUAUUUUUCAAUAAACAAGAUGGGAGAUGGUUGAAUCGAAAUCUCUCGAUUUAAAGCGUUUUUAAGAUGAAAUCAGGAGUCUAUCACACGAGCCAAUUAGAAGAAAUGGAAGUAUGAUAUAUUGUUUUACAUUUUUGGUUUAUUAGCCCUUUCGUGAUACAGAGAAUUCGUACAGAUCAACUCCAAAACAAACAGGUAUCAUGUUGCUGAACGAAGAUGUAAUGAAAUCAGCGAGCCUUGGUAGCAAGAAAGGCUACUUCGCAACCUUCUUCAUCCCACCUGCCGACGAGGACGAAUGUGUCUUCCAAGACAUCAUCAAGACCGAGAAGGAAUGGCGUCCAGAUACCUCCCUCAGCCAUCACACAUCGACGUCAUCCUCGAGAUCGAACCGCGGUUCGAAGUCGCCACGAGGUCGGGCGGGUCAACGCGGUCGGGGAGGCGCGAGAAGCAAAAGCGCCACGAGGAGCAUCGACUUCGAUCUCGACGACGGUGACCCGGAGAGGGACAGGAAUCGGGUGAGCACGGCGAGGAGUUCGAAAGCGAUGUCGGUACUGUCGUGGGGAGGUUAUUCUGAUUCCACACCGCCGCCGCCACCGUCGAGAUCAGCCAUGAGGAGUCAUGCUGGUGAUGGGAGACGUUCGAUCGGUAGAGGACAACCGAUUAAGUAUGCAUUCGAUCAAGGAAAAGCUUUCGCCACUCCUACAGAGAGGACAAAGAAGACUUGUGAGGUUAUCAAAGAUGCUAACCGUGGAAGCGGCGGUGAUUCGAAAGAGCGUACCUGUCGUCCGUAUAGUAGCUAUACCGUGUAUCAGAAGCGGGAGAACAUAGCUAUCAGCCCGUAUGGUGAGCCGAACUUGAAAGGAGCCGCAGGAAGGUAUCGAGAGCAGUACCAAACCAUCACCAACUCCGUGCCACCGCCGAACGACUCAACCAAGGAAUCCAGAGACUAUGUCUUCAAGAAGUUCCUGGAGAACCUGACAGCACGCUCGAGUCUUGCCGGUCGCUCACCCAUUGGGACACUUAAGAAACCGCCGCCAAAGCCGGUAAGGAAACCAAGCGCGAAGCUGAAUUCGAAGAUUGAUCAUCUGCACAAACAGGCAAAAGCUAGAAUGACCAGUGUCCAGAAAGACCUGUCCAGUGAGAACAAACUCGUAAAGGGACAUCACGGUGUGGAAUACGUUAUAGCCAUGGAGCUGUCUCACAACCUUGAGAAGCAUCGUAUGAAGCGGUCAUACAGCUUCCCCAGCUUGCCAACAGUCGCAGUAGCCGCUAACACAACAACGCGGUUAGAUGCACCGCGGUUGAGAACUCAAUCGGUUAACCACCUCACGCCGGGUGAAACAGCCAUCAGAGGUGGUAUUGAAACUAACGUUUUCGAUUCGGAACGAAGCAAACGCGGACCACUGACAUGCAUUGAGCGUAAACCUCGCGUGCGGUCACCACCGCUUUCUAAACUCUCGCGUGACCGCUUCUUACCGGAGGCGAUUAGACGUCGUGAGAUUGAGCGUCAGGAGAGUCUCGCUGGGCUACGCAUUACCGCCAACACGCCGGUCACAGACUGGAAAACGGAAACAGACCGACGACCUUCUUUGACUGCGACGACUAAAAUGCAAUUGGAUUCCCUGGCGUCGAAAUCAAUUGAAAACCUGAAUGACGUCGAUGACGACUGCGACGAUGGGCGAUCUGAUAACGUCGAAAAUAACUCGGAUCACGAAAACCUGGACACCAAUGAUUGUGCGGUUGAAGAUUUGUAUAAUGAUGACGAACAGGGACAACAUUCGGGUGAUGAAAAUACUCAGGCAGCAGAUCAAGCGGGUGAAGUUCGUGAUGAUGUUGAUGAGGAUUGUGGUGUGAAUGACGAAAAUGCUCCUUCUGUUCAUGAACCGGAAGUAAAUCAAGAGGUGGAUGAAAGUCAGGCAGAUGAGAAAGAUGGUACGGGGGUCGUUUCGGGAUCUCUCGAAUCGGAACAUGCUGGAAAUGACGUCACGCCUGAAGUGACCAAUGAAGAGGGAGGAGGCAAAAGUGGAGAUGAAUAAUCAAUAAUGAAUUCGUUUUAGAAAUAUGGUACGCAGUAUACAAGUUGAAAUUUCAAAUUAAGAACAUUUAUCCCAGUCCAGAACAAGUCAAUGAUUCAUAUUAACUGAAAAAUAUCAUUCCCAGAUACAAAGAUCCACACGUUUUAGGAAACUGAUGAAAGCAGUAUGGACCUGGCCACGGAGGAUUAUCUAAUGUUACUUGGGAUGCUGUGAGCCUGUGACAAUGGUCAGCACCCCCAGUAACAAUACAAUAAUCCUCCGUGGACAGGGCCCUGGAAAACAGACCCUACACUGUAAAAAUUGCGGUGUUAAAACUGACACCAAUUGGUGUUAAAUAGAGGACCACACCCUGGGGUGGUAAAAUUACAUAUAGAGAUAAAACAUAACACCAAAGAGUGUAAAUGUAACAACAAAUGGUGUUGUAAUAACACCUAUAAGUGUAAAACUAACACCAACAAUUUAACACCAGUGUAAAAUAACUGGUGUGGUCCUCUAUGUACACCAGUUAACACCAUAGUUUUUGCUGUGUAUAUUUGAUUCCCCUUCUUUUAAUCUAUCUCCUUAUUUUUAUCAGUCGAUUGUUUUCUAAAUUGGUUUCCACUUAAAACAUCCUUGCUUAUAGAUACAUUGAUCGAAAAAGGGCAAAUACUUUCAUGAACGCUUUAUCCUGACAUCAGAUUUCAAUGAUGUUUUUUGUUUAUAUUUAUUUCUGAUGUAUAUAUUUGAUAUAUUUUGAUAUUUGAUAUACUUGUAAAUCAUUAAUGCAUCAAAAUCAAUAGAUUGUUUAUUUAUAAAAAUGUCGGAGUUUAAAGGAAGAAAUGCGUGCAAUUCUGUGGAAAUAGAACGAUUAUGUUUUAGAAGUUUCAUAUUUUUCAUGGUUAUGAAGAAGUAAUUAUUGGAGGCGAGUCCUCACAAUGAUGAUGUAAAUUGCAGUAUGACAAUCAAACUUGAAAUGUGUAUGUAAUAUGAAUGUUUGACACUCUUUGUAUUUUUGUAACGCACAGCACCGAAGUAGUACUGAAAUAAAUCCAACUUGUAACUG